Spinacia oleracea (spinach) is the source of this 3090-nucleotide messenger RNA. RefSeq lists its product as uncharacterized. Bases 1 to 3090 code for a protein of 1029 amino acids. The transcript has 6 exons. NCBI's taxonomy places the organism in Eukaryota, Viridiplantae, Streptophyta, Magnoliopsida, Caryophyllales, Amaranthaceae. The record is from RefSeq and is a predicted model, not a curated record.
AUGGAUACAAGUUGGAUCGAUCUACCCACUGGCCACCCUAAAUAUAUCGAUGGAUGUAUGCAAUUCAUUGAGUUUGCCAAGCAAGAUCUAGUCCUAGGAAAAAUUAGAUGCCCAUGUAAGAACUGUAAGGUGGAUAAAUGGUUUCCGAUAAAUGAAGUAGGGAGACAUAUUUUGUUUAAAGGGUUUUAUAAGUCUUAUAAGAAUUGGAUCUUUCAUGGGAAAGGGGAUAUGGUUCAGCGUAUGUUUGAGAGUGAUGGAGGGAGUACUAGUGAAGGAUUCCCCGGUAAUCAAAGUGGGUUUAUUGGUCGAGAUAAUAUGGGGGGACUAUUAAGAUCAGCUUUUAGUGUUAAUAUGCCUCCCAAUUGCCAAACUUUUGAAGCACAAGAGGAUGAUGAAUGGAUUGAGGAACCAGUGACAUAUGAAACAGAUGUUGAAUAUGAUGAUUCUACAAUAGAAGAAGAUGCGACAUAUAAGAAGUUACUUGAAGCUUCUGAGGAGAGAUUAUAUGAGGGGUAUAUCAAUUUUUCAAAGUUAUCUUUUCUUUUACACUUGUUUCACUUGAAGUGUAUGAAUCACUGGUCUAUUGAAUCUUUUAAUAUGCUGUUAAAGCUAAUUUUAGAUGCAUUUCCUCAAAUACUUGAUUUUCCCUCGUCUUAUUAUUACAGUAAGAAAAUGAUAAAAGAAUUGGAACUUGGGUAUGAAAAGAUUGAUGCUUGUCCGAAUAAUUGUAUGUUGUAUUGGGGGGAAUUUUUAGAGAAAGACAAGUGUCAUGUUUGUGGUACAUCAAGGUGGAAGAGAACUAAGGGUAUGAGUGGCGAUGUAAGUGAUGGAGAUACAAAUACAUUGAAGAGAAGUGUGCCAGCUAAGGUAAUGCGAUAUUUUCCUCUUAUCCCGAGGCUAAAAAGAAUCUACAUGUCAUUAGAAACAGCGGAAGAGAUGAGGUGGCAUGAUACAGAGAGAUUGGGUGAACAUGAUAAGAAGAUUUUGAGGCAUCCAUCGGAUGCCUUAGCUUGGAAAGCAUUUGAUGAGCGUCAUAGCGAUUUUGCAUUAGACCCUCGCAGUGUUCGAUUAGGUCUUGCGAGUGAUGGGUUUAAUCCUUAUCGUUUAAUGAACACCUCUUAUAGUACGUGGCCGGUGAUGUUGAUUCCUUAUAACCUUCCACCAUGGUUAUGUAUGAAACCAUCUUCUUUCAUUUUAUCCACACUUAUUCCCGGAAAAACAAGUCCCGGAAUUGAUAUUGACGUGUAUCUGCAACCGUUAGUGCAUGAAUUGAAAUUGUUGUGGACGGGGGUUGAAGCUUUUGAUGCUUUUGGUAGAGAGAAAUUUAAUUUGCGAGCGGCUUUGCUUUGGACUAUUAAUGACUUUCCUGCCUAUUCAAUGCUUUCUGGUUUGAGCACAAAAGAUCACCCAUAUCGAGCUCAAGGUUCCAUGUUUUGUGAGAAGUUCGGAACUAACGAGUGGGGUGAAGCUCCAUCUCGUCCUAGCGGGACUGGUAUAUUGAGGGAACAAGAAAAGGUCGAGUAUGUUUAUGGAAAUUCGAAGGCACCACAAAAAAAAAGAGGUAGACAAAGAGGUCAUAAUGAUAACAAUAAUAACAAUGAUGUCCAAUAUGAAAAUGCUUAUGGUAAUGAUAAGAGUAGAGAUAGUAGGGAUGAUCGAGUAGCCCUUAAACAUUGGAGGAUAAAGCCUCACCUUUGGCUUGAUACCAAUCAUAAUGGAAGCGAAUACAUGCCUCCGGCUUCUUAUUCUAUGUCUACGGAGGAGAAAGAGAGGUUCUUAAAUGUUUUGCAGAAACUUAAAGUUCCGGAUGGAUAUGGAUCCAACCUUUCUAGUUGUGUGAAUAUGAAGCAAAGGAAGUUGAUUAACCUCAAGAGUCAUGACAACCAUGUUCUAAUGCAAGAUAUCCUCCCCGUCGCCUUAAGAGCUUCUAAUGCUACAAAGGUGAUUGACUUGUUGGCUAGAUUAUCUUCGUUUUUCAAGAAGUUGUGCUCCACCAGUAUUGAUCUAGAUGAUUUAGAUGGUCUUCAAGAUGGAAUUAUUUUAACUCUUUGUGAGUUGGAAAAGGAGUUUCUGCCUUCAUUUUUUACAAUCAUGGUCCAUUUGUUGAUUCACUUAGUGGAGGAGGUUAAACUUGGUGGACCAGUGCAAUACAGAUGGAUGUAUCCCAUUGAAAGGUACUUGUCCCAUUUGAAAUCACAUGUAACCAAUAAAGCCCAACCUGAAGGAUCUAUUGCGGAAGGCUUCCUUUUAGAGGAGACAAUUAGGUUUUGUUCGAGAUAUCUUCAAGGUGUUAAGACUAUCUUCAACAUACCUAAAAGGAUGGAUGAUGACAUUCCAAAUCCCAAUGAUUACUUGUUUAAUUCUGGUGGUCGAGUUAUUGGGAAGGAGGUUAGCGUUCGCCUUGAUGACAAAACCUUAAAGCAAGCUCAUCGCUACGUUUUACUUCAUUGUGAUGAGAUUAAAGGGGAAUUAGAUGAAUUUUUAACGGAGAAGCGUCAAAUGAACUUACGAAAUUCUGUCACGGAGAGUGAUGAAAGUAAUUGGAUCAUCAAUGAAUUUGGAGGGUGGCUGCAAAAUAAGGUACAUUGCAUAGAUGUAACCACCGAAGAUGGAAAACUAAGAAGAGCGUUGGCGGGUGGUUUGAAUUAUUAUGGUAGAAAAUUAAAAGGAUUCAUGAUCAAUGGUUAUAAGUUCCUUUCCACGGAUCGCGAUUGUCGUCUUUUGACACAAAAUUCUGGAAUUAUGGUUGAAGCGGAUGGAGAGGCGUACUACGGAAAAGUGAUAGAUAUUUAUGAAUUAAAUUACUAUGGAGAUUAUAAAGUUGUAUUGUUUCAUUGUGAUUGGGUAGACAUUUAUAGGGGUGUAAGAGCCUAUCCAAAUGGAGGAGUAUGUGUCAAUUUUUCUAAAUUGAUGCAUAGCGGGCGAUUAUUGCAAGAUGAUCCAUUUGUAUUCUCAUCUCAAGCAAAACAAGUUUUUUACAUAGAAGAUGAGAUACAAAAAGGGUGGUGGCAUGUUGUUAAGAAUAAGCCUAGAGACUUGUUUGAUUUAGGUGAUUCUUUACCGGUAGAGGAAGAGGGUGGAGCCAAUUGA